Messenger RNA from Coniophora puteana RWD-64-598 SS2, 1463 nucleotides. Its product is annotated as PCI domain-containing protein. Bases 22 to 1320 code for a protein of 432 amino acids. The record is from RefSeq and is a predicted model, not a curated record. Gene Ontology annotation, cellular component: eukaryotic translation initiation factor 3 complex; cytoplasm. Gene Ontology annotation, biological process: cytoplasmic translational initiation. Lineage: Eukaryota; Fungi; Basidiomycota; Agaricomycetes; Boletales; Coniophoraceae. The transcript is spliced from 7 exons. Gene Ontology annotation, molecular function: translation initiation factor activity.
CCACUCUCAAAACUGCCAAUCAUGUCGGUCGAACGAGCCUCCGCUGUCAUCUGGGGGGAGGGAACGCAUGCUGAGCAGGUCCAGGAGCUGCUCGACUUCACGCUACGGAACCGGCCUGAGGAGGAGCAGACCUCGAUCAAGAGCGCGUAUGAGGAGAUCAGCAAGCUUCCGGAGGGGACACCAGAAGAGUCAGACGUCAAGUAUCAGAAGGCGGUCACGUUCGUCAUCGAUCAAGUGAAGGAUCUUGGGGAGGGUACGGACCUCGAGAUUGAGGGUUUCUUCAAUCUUCUCAUUGCGCAUGUAUUUGGACAUCGAUUGAUACAGGAUGACGAAACCACCAGCGAGGUCAAGCGCAUCCUCGAUAUCGUCUCCAAGUCACCGUCUGAAAACAACGCGCUCAAGUACCGCAUAAUGUCCAACACCUUCAACCACAGCCCUCAUUCUUUCGCUAUCCGCCCCCUCAUCUACACUGAACUCCUCAAGACCGCGACUGCCAACGGCGAGCUGAAUGCGCUCCGACUAACGAAAGACGACGUCGACCGGUGGCUUGUGGACUGGGAUAUCUCUGACGAGGAAAAGAGCGCAUUCGUGAAGCAGCUUGUUGACGCAUAUCAGACAUCGGGUCAACAAGAAACAGCCUACGCAUACAACCUCCGCUAUGUUCAGUCCCUCCCUUCAUCCUCACCACUACGACAGGAGGCAGCCGUGAGCGCAAUCGUGAUGGCGCUCGGUUUGCCGACUGUAUACGAUUUCGACCCUCUGUUCAAGCUUGAUGCGGUUGUCGCUGCCAAAGACCACGAGAUCUUUCCCCUCUUCCAAAUCUUCCUGAGUGGCGGUCUGCAAGAGUACACCGCCUGGGCAUCUUCGAAUGGCGCUGUCAUCGAAAAAUAUGGCCUCAUCGCCAGUCAACUCGAGCACAAAAUAAGGUUGCUCACGUUCUCGUCGCUGGGCUUCCAGUAUGUUGGGAAGGAGCUGCCUUACUCCGAGAUUGCAUCGCAUCUGCAGAUCGAUGUGUCUGAGGUCGAGAAAUGGUCCAUCGACGUCAUCCGUGUACGGUUGCUGACAGGCAAGCUCUCGCAAACCACCAAAACGCUGCGCGUGCACCGUGCUACGGCGCGCACAUUCGAGCGCGAGCAGUGGGAGGCGCUCGAGAAGCGUCUUCUUGCGUGGAAGGCCGGCCUCGCGAGCGUGAUCAGCACGGUCGCCAGCGCACGGCACCAAAAUGGCGGAGCCAACGCCAACGCCGGCGCUGGCGUCGCAGCGCAGGGUGCAGCGACGAAUGGGGUCGAGGCUGCCGCGCCUGAGGUUGCGGCUCACUAGUGUAUCGAUGGCGUAGAUGCUUACACCGUACCCGUUUGUAGCUCUAGAAGCAGAUGCCUACGUGUAGCGUGAUAUUUAAGUUCCAUAUUCAGCUAUCAUCGUCGUCCCACCGUGGUUCUGUAGCUAUUAAGAGUACUUCUUCU